UUCCAUACAGGGAAGUGAAAAUCAUUUCCUGUGAGAUAAACAGCUGCAAGAUCCAGUUGAAUGCUCCCAAAACUGAAAUGAGCUCCUAAAGCCAAAAGGACGUCGAUGCUGUCAGAAUAGUUAGAAGAAACAUCGAUUGUUCCUUUAAAAGUGGAAAAGUGUGUUGAGUUGAGCCGUCAGUUACUUUAUGUCUGUUCGCUAGGAAAUCGACAGGAGUGCAGGCUGCAGUCUCGACAGUUUCUGUGGCUGUAUCGGAUCUCGGGUUGUUGUUACUGUCCACAAUGUCGAUUACACAGGUCAACAACGGGAUUAUCGUCCGAUGAAGAAUAUUGCAGCGGGGCCUUUUAACUUCUUUAAAAAAGGAAGACGUCGGAAUAACGAGCGAAAAUGAAGAAACAGUUCAAUCGAAUGAAACAGCUCGCCAACCAAACGGUUGGAAGGGCAGAGAAAACUGAAGUCCUCAGCGAUGACCUGUUGCAGAUUGAGCGGCGGCUGGAGACAGUCCGGUCGGUCGCCCAUAAUGCUCACAAGCGCCUGGUGAACUGCAUGCAGGGCAACAUCGGCACAGAUGGGGAAAAAAGACACAAAAAGCUCCCGCUGACUGCACUAUCACAGGCCAUGCAGGAGGCGGGAAAUCAGCUGGGAGAGGAAUCCCUGAUUGGUAAGAUGAUGGAGGUUUGUGGAGAGGCAGAGAACACUUUGGCCAGUGAGCUGCUGCAGCAUGAGCAACAGAUAGAGAAAGACAUCCUGGAGCCUCUGAACCAGAUAGCAGAGGUAGAAAUACCGAACAUUCAGAAACAGAGGAAACAGCUGGCCAAGCAUGUACUGGACUAUGACUCUGCCAAAAACAGGUAUUUUCAGCAGUCAAAGUCAGCGAUCUCAUCGGGAACCAACCCGGCUCUGACCGCUAAGGUGGAGUCUCUAAAGGAGGAGAUGGAGGAAGCCUUGAACAAAGUGGAGAUAUGCAAGGACCAGCUGUCUGCAGAUCUGUAUAACUUCUCCUCUAAGGAGGGCGAGCAUGCAGGCCAUUUCCUAACGUUACUGGAGGCCCAGGCAGAGUACCACAGGAGAUCUCUGGCUGCGUUAGAGAGCCUCUUACCAAACAUAAAAGCCCAGCAAGAGUCCUGGACAGAGAAGCCAGCCUUUGGCACUCACCUGGACGAGCACCUGAAGCGCAGUAACCGGGAGAUCGCCCUGCCCUUGGAGGCCUGCGUCAUGAUGCUGCUGGAGACUGGCAUGAAGGAGGAGGGGCUGUUCCGAAUCACUGCAGGGGCCUCCAAGCUGAAGAAGCUGAAGGCAGCGCUGGACUGUUCCACCUCCCAGUUGGAGGAGUUCUACUCCGACCCCCACGCUGUAGCUGGUGCCCUGAAGUCAUACCUGAGAGAGCUGCCAGAGCCCCUCAUGACUUUCCAGCUCUACGACGACUGGAUACAGGCGGGGAGUGUGUCGGACCCCGACAGACGAUUGCAGGCUUUGUGGAUGACUUGUGACAAAAUGGAAAAGAACAGCAAGGCUAACUUCAAGUAUCUGGUGAAGUUCCUGGCCAAGCUGUCCCAGGACUGCGAUGUAAACAAGAUGACCCCCAGUAACAUCGCCAUCGUCUUGGGGCCCAAUCUGCUUUGGCCCAAAGCCGAGGGGAAUCUAGCAGAGUUAGCAGCUGCUACCUCAGUCCAUGCAGUCACCAUCAUAGAGCCCAUCAUCCAGCACGCUGAAUGGUUCUUUCCAGGAGAUCUGGACUUCAACGUGUCGGGCAUGUUUUCGAUGCCGACGGCGGCUGGCAACCACUCCAGCUCCCUGAUGGACUAUGACUCGGGCACCCUGGAGAGACGCCGGCCCGGCAGCAUGGACAGCGAGAGUCGAAAAGAGAGUACUCCCCGUGACCACUCGUCCACGCCCCCGUCCCAGCGGAACGGGGGGGCAGGCACACAUGGACACGCGGCUAGCCAGCUGGGCGUGGCCACCCCCCCGGGCGGGUCCCGCAGUGCCAGCCCCCACAUGAUGCGCAGAGGUACAAAGAAGCACGCCCCUGCCCCGCCCAAACCAGCCAACCCCCCUCCACCGCAGCCCGGCCCUCAGACAGCGUCGUCGACUCCGCCCGUGGACCCGCCGCCCCCCAAGCUGGUCUCUCGGCACUCCCAGUCUAACAUGAGCGGAUCGCCGCACGUGGGCGCCAUCCGACGCCACUCCAGUAACCUGUCACCACUCCACGCGCCCAAUCACCCGCCCCCACAGCCGCCGCCCCAGAUAGCUCCGCCUCCCCUCCUCAAAAGCUCCAGCCAGGUGGCGGGUACUGAGUCAGGGCCGGACCAGUCCCCUCCCGGGACGCCCAGCCCCCCGGGCACCCCUUCACCCCCGCCGGAGCCUGCCGAAAUAAACCCCUAUGCCCUGCCCUCCGAUUUGAACACCGGCUCUCUGCCCCGCCCCAAGCCUGUGCCGAGACCACGGAACCGCCCCAACAUGCCUCCGCCCGCCCAGCCGCCUGCCCCGGCCAAUGACAGCGCCGACAGCCUGUACAGCUCCGCCCCCAAGAUCUUCACUGAUUUGGGCGUGGCUUUCAAAGGGCUGAGCCGUGCCUUUGUCCCGGUGGUCGCUGUGGAACCACUGACCAGGGGGACCCCCAGCCCAGAGCCCUUGCCUCCCCCUCCUCUGGACCCCGCGUUUGAGUCAGAGAGCACCGCCUUGUGAGAGAGGGGGUGCCCCCCCAGUGCCAAUCCUCAUCUCUCCCCGGACCAACUGACACACCGCCCUAAAACCCCAAAGUCCAAAUAACCUGGCCUACCUCUUUUAACCCACUCACUCUCUGAAACGCACACCACUCCCUUUCACACUAAAAUCACUCCAAAAAAGCCUCUCUACACUCAUUCCGAUCCCCCUAUUGUCACAACCCACCAUCCCAUCCCACUGUGACUGUUUUGGUUGCUGAAGAACAUUUAUCCUGGGCCAGACGGUCACUGUAAGGUGCUCCACAAUGCCGUCAGCUCUGGCCAGUUGACCGCAGCAGGACUGCUGAGAACCUGAGCAGAUAAUACUGAAGGCUUUCGGGGGGAAAAAACAAAACCUAUUUUAAAUUCAAUGUUCUUCUAAUCUGGAGUUUCUGGUGGUUUUGGGAGCAUACCUUCUUUCUUAAAAAAAAAAGAGACAUUCAAAACUUUUAUAUAACUUUUAUAUAUUUAAAGAAUAUUUGCUGUAAGUCUGGGAGAGAAAAGGUUAAAACAUGAAUAUGAAAAAGUAUUUGAGAAAAGCAUAUUGCUGCGGGUGUGGCACGGCGGGGAUAUUGCGGGAUCACAGUUCCCACGUGUUGUGCUGUCGCUCCGUCAGCCUGCAAGUGCCUAUCUUCUGCUCUCUCUCCAUUUAUACAUACCUUUCCACUCACUCCUCAAGAUAAAGGUCAUACCUCCUCUUUUUCUGCAUUGUAAGCAUGUUACUGACAUUCCAGCAUCAUAUGAUGCUACGGGUAAUUGCCCUGUAAUUUCAUUACAGACUACUUAAAAAAGAGCACUAUAAAUAUGGCCGCCACGUUCAGAGUCUAAGGACUCUUAACUGACCUCCUGCUCAACCAAUACUGUAGCCAGGUCAAAUAGAUAUAGCAAACAGAGAGAGAGAGAGAGAACAAGAUAGAGAGAGUGAGCAAGAGAGCGUGAGAGAAUGGAUGUACGGUCACGCCCAAGAACUGCCAAUUAGGUAUUCUUUCAGGUGCAUUCCUCUCUCCACACCUGUGUUAUUUAUUAAAAACGCUAAUUGGCUAAACAGGUUUUACCUUUGGAAUACAAUUUGAAAUCAUCACUCAACAAGGGUCAUUAUGGUAAUUACCAUUAUCAUUCAAGAUAAUUUUUAUAUUGUCGCUAUUUUUAUGGUAUGACAAGGUAUACUCGUUUGAAUUCAUUUCCCUCUCCCUCUAGUACAACAUUCUUUUGUAGGUGAAAUCACGGAGGGCAUAUCGUGAGACUUAAUGGUAUACAUAUACUUGUAAUACUUUUUUUCUGAUAAUGUUUCCCAGUCAUUUCAUAGACCGUCAAACAACAUACAAAAAAAAAGGUUACUGGCAAAAUGCCACCGGUUAGACUGAAUGUCUGCCUUUUCCUCCGCACACAAAGUGAAGGGCCGUUUCUCUGGAUGUUUUAGGAAAUAUUGUUCAUCCACAAUCCCGUUUUGCAUCCUGUUAUUACACAGCCCUAUGCGUGGGACCAAUGGCUAAAUCCUUUACACUUCACACAACUGUGCUGUACCGGUUGUGCAUUUACCUUUAAGUUACUGUGAUGACAAUCGUAUACUGCUUUUGUGUUACUUUAUAACACAUAAUUGUGUAUUUUACACCAUGUGUUGAAAGGGAUACUGUUCAACACAGAUUGUGUUAAAAGUAAUAGAAAAUGAGUUGACCUUAACUACACGUUGACCUGAAAAUGACGUUACUGUAUGUGUUGGUUUUUAACACAUCUGUUUUCCGAGUGUAUUUUCCUUGGGAUUAAGUGAACUUCCAAAUACGCCGUAUUGCCUUUGUAUGGGUGGGGAUUUGGAUCUUCCAUGCUGUAUUUGAGCCUCAGCUAGCGUUUUAUUCAGAAAAUGUACGCAUUUAAAAUGUAUUCUUGGUUUAUAUGCUCCCAUCUCAAAAUAAAAAAGGGGGAAAAAGUGAAUUGCACUGUGUAA
This is a messenger RNA of Conger conger (European conger), 4644 nucleotides long. RefSeq names its product Rho GTPase activating protein 17b (gene arhgap17b). Gene Ontology annotation, biological process: signal transduction; positive regulation of GTPase activity; regulation of actin cytoskeleton organization. Gene Ontology annotation, cellular component: cytosol; cytoplasm; intracellular anatomical structure. The record is from RefSeq and is a predicted model, not a curated record. Gene Ontology annotation, molecular function: protein binding; GTPase activator activity. The coding region runs from base 388 to 2685 and encodes 765 amino acids. Lineage: Eukaryota; Metazoa; Chordata; Actinopteri; Anguilliformes; Congridae. The transcript is spliced from 19 exons.